AUGUCCCCCACCCCCUUCCUCUUCGCCUCCCUCGACUCCAAGCGCCCCCUCACCGCCCGCAAACUCCAUCUCCGCCGCCUCUGGGACGUCCUCCACCUCUGUAUCCAGCGCAACGACAUUCCUCGUGCCUGCCGCGCCUGGCUCAUACUCGCGCGCUGCAAGGAGAUACCAUGGACGGAGCAUUGGAAUGUGGCAACACUGAUCCUCGCGGCAGGGUCCAGCCCCAAUAACGCUGCGAACGAGAAGGACACGCCUGCGCAUACCGUGGAAGACGAAGAGCUGCCUGCCGUGGACUUCCUGCGCACGAUGAUGCUGCAGCAUCCGGAUGCAAGGGAGGAUAUGCUGAGGGAGCUUGUGUUGCACCUCAUCAGCCACAAUCGGUGUAGGGAGGCGCUGGACGAGUUAGAGUUAUAUCUGCCGUCCUUUCCCUUUUCUGAUAAUCCGACCCUGCACGUCUACGCUGGAUUGACAAGACUGUACCUGGCUCAGCCACCUGCAGGCGGAGGCGUAUUCAACAAGGCCGGGCUGCGAGACGCGCAGUCGUAUUUCGAAAGAGCUUUGGUUCUGGAUAAGGACAACGUCGCAGCGAGAGUUUUCCUUGAGAAGGUCGGUCCCUGUUGGUGUCUCCCUGAUGCCGUCGCCUCAAAUACCAAAUGA
Messenger RNA from Schizophyllum commune H4-8, 657 nucleotides. RefSeq lists its product as uncharacterized. Gene Ontology annotation, biological process: nucleolar large rRNA transcription by RNA polymerase I; transcription initiation at RNA polymerase I promoter. Gene Ontology annotation, cellular component: RNA polymerase I core factor complex. The record is from RefSeq and is a predicted model, not a curated record. Gene Ontology annotation, molecular function: TBP-class protein binding; RNA polymerase I general transcription initiation factor activity; RNA polymerase I core promoter sequence-specific DNA binding. The transcript is spliced from 3 exons. Lineage: Eukaryota; Fungi; Basidiomycota; Agaricomycetes; Agaricales; Schizophyllaceae. The coding region runs from base 1 to 657 and encodes 218 amino acids.